AAGAGAUGACUCAACAGCUCUCUAAUAUAAGAUACCCUGAUGGAGGCAACCCAUGUCAACGAUUCAAGCACCAAGCGAGGAAAAUAUGACUAUGGACUACACAUGGGUGAUCCUGUUUUCCUUGCUUCAUGUUCUAACUGUGGGUACAGGAAUGCCUUUGCCAGAAGACAAGAGCAAUAUUGAUCAAAUAAUAAGAACACUAAUGGUUAGACUGAAAAAAUUUAAGACGACUCAACACUUGAUUGUCACCCCUCCCACUGAACUGCAAGGGUUUUCAUCCAUAGUAGAAUCCCUGAAAGCCUACAAUAGGUCGAUCUCUGAUAACUUGAUGGAUGUUAGCCAAGUCAAAACUGACAUCUCUAAAUUGGCUAACACCAUCACCAACAAAUGGAUGAACUGCACGGCAAGAACACCAGAAAUCAUACUUCCCAAGCGGCUGCGCGACCUCCAGGAGAAGGACCCUAACCUUUUUGAAAGCGUGACGGAAAUGGCGGUCCAUGGCUUGAAAGAGAUCCUCAAACUGCUCCAGGAAAAUUUUGAUAGUAUUGCAUCUUGCUGAAAAAUGGACACCUUUGAUAAUGGGGCAACAUCUGGAUGAAUGACUUACUGCAAUGUGAAGAACUUUAAAGUCAUGAAACUUGAUAAAAAGCCCUUUAAAAAGCAGGCCAUUUAUCAUGUGCAAAGAUUUGUAAACUCUGCACUAGCAUGAUGAGGUGGAAUUUAAUACAAUCUUAAUUUUAUUUUUAAAAGGCACUUAUUUUUAUGUAGAAUAUAUGUAUGUCUUGUAUUUAUUUAUUUUCCUACUUAUUUAAUCAAAGCAAUU
Cyprinodon variegatus (sheepshead minnow) is the source of this 823-nucleotide messenger RNA. Its product is annotated as leptin-like. The coding region runs from base 53 to 559 and encodes 168 amino acids. The record is from RefSeq and is a predicted model, not a curated record. Lineage: Eukaryota; Metazoa; Chordata; Actinopteri; Cyprinodontiformes; Cyprinodontidae. The transcript is spliced from 3 exons.